Molecule: messenger RNA, 3166 nt
Organism: Boleophthalmus pectinirostris (great blue-spotted mudskipper)
Lineage: Eukaryota; Metazoa; Chordata; Actinopteri; Gobiiformes; Gobiidae
Gene: ccdc82
Product: coiled-coil domain containing 82
Exons: 3
Coding region: 316-1176 (286 amino acids)
Source: RefSeq, a predicted model, not a curated record
CGCAGAGGAAGAGUGCGACAAUAACAAGGCUAGCGCUAGCAUAGCACGGCACGGAAUAGAAAAGCAUGGCAAAAACGUAUUGUUUGGGCUAAAUAUAAAGAUCAGCCCUUACUAUACGAUCCCGCUCCCAGCAGCAGCGGAAUGCGCGGCUAGCAGCGAGCAGCGGGUCAUGUGUUAGCGCAAAGACAGAAGGGGCAUCUUGUGUGAGUGCGUCAGUCUGGGUGCACCGCAAACGCUGGCUGCUGGUUCUAUGUCUUAUAGUUAGACUCCACUUGGACCCGUGUAGUGUGACUGUGCACGCAGAGAGCUUUCGCCAUGGAGAGCCUUUACAAGCGCAAAAUGUUCGCUUCUAUGCGGAAAACCAAAGUGGCCGCAAAGCGUCAGAUCGGGUUGCCCGCCUCCAUCCUGGACGACAGCGACGAGGGCUCCUUCUCCUCGUCCUCCUCUGGCUCCGAGUCCGAGUUCCGCAGCUCUCAGGAGGAGGACAGUGACUCUGCAGCCAGUUCCAGUGACCACAGCCGCUCAGUAACUCGGAGGAAGCGCUCGUUUUUGGGCCGUGACAGUACGUCAUCCUCCUCCAGCUCAGAGGAGAGCUCAGAGGAGGAGGAGCCAAAACGCUCAGGCCGCUCAGGCAAAAGGAGCCGAGUGCAGAGGAAUGACGAAUCGGACUCAGACACUGCGGAGAAGACCAGAAAGGAGGCCCCUGAGAAGGCCAAGAGACGCCAGAGACACAACAAGCUUCUGGCCCUGUCCAGAAGGAUCAAGGCCGGGGUCAACCGUCGGAGGAGCCGCCUUAAGCAGGACUCUGAUGAAGAUGAAGAGUCCAAAGGAAAUGGUGUUGACAAGGGGGCAUCCAAAGAAGGCAAGGAAGCAAGUGAAGGAGAUGAAGAAGUACACAAAGGAGACAAAGAAGCAAGCAAAGGAGACAAGGAGAUAAGUGGAGGAGACAAGGAAGCAAGCAAAGGAGACGAUGAGAACAGACACCAGAAGAAAAGCAGAGGAGACAGGAAAACUAGCGAAGGAGAUAAAGAAGCAAAUGAAGGAGACAAGAACGCAAGUGAAGGAGACGAGGAGGCCAUUAAAGGAAACGAGGAGGCAGGAAAAGGAGAUGAGGAGAUGGAGGAGACCACAAAAGUGGGAGAAUGUGAGGAGGGAGGAACAAGAGAGGGAGACUGAGGAGGCUCAAAUAUCUCCUUUUUAUAACGACGUGAUGUCAGAGCUCAGAUGGGCUCUGAUUGGCUGACGGACAGGGAAUUCAAAAGGACACACCGCUGUUGUUGUUUUUAGCAGCUCAUUUGGAAAUACUAAUGUAAAAAGUGUCAGACACAACCUGCAGAGUCCAUAGUGUUAACAAACCCUCUGUCCAUCUUCAGAAAAUGGACGUUAAAUAUUUAACCCUGACUUUCUUCAUCAUUAUGUAAUCAUUCUGAGCAUUAGUUUGAGCAUAAGACCUUUUCAUAUAAUCUGCUUUUGUUUGUGCUGUGCCAGUGCAGUGUGGACGCUCAACAUGUGCUCAUGUGAGACGGUCAGACUGAAGCCCUCCAAUGAGGCUGGACUGUGGCCUAGUCUCCACCAGGGGGCACUCAUCUCACACAGAAGGGCCCAUCCCUAAUCUCUGGCUCCCGAGUGUAAGUCUGUGUGGAGUCUGUGUCUGUGAGGCAGCAGACUGCUGGAUGGACACAUAUGUUAGUAUAAUAACAUAUUUUAGCAGGGCUUUAUAUAAAGGACAUUUCCAAUGAAGAUCUGACCACAUCUUGUUUUUACUGUUGAGUUUGUAAAGUGUCACUUGGCUCCCAGCUCUAGGGGCAUAGUUCAUAUAUUUAUGUCCUGAAGUACUGAGUGAGCGGCUGUACAGUCCCUUCUUCUGUGUUUGUGACAUUACUGUAUAAAUCUGCUGAGCUCUCAUAGGGUAAACAGGACACUGUCUAAUGCAGGGCCAUGAUGGUCUCAUAUCUCAUGCUCAUCAUGGUACAAUAUUUCUGGCGUUGUUGUAAGGCAGUCAUGUACAAAUGCUACUUUUUGGAUUAAAAACAGAAAUCUGGUUCAUGCUGGCACCACUGAAAUGGAGCAAAGGAUCACAGUGUAUGUAGUCCACUGCAGCACUCAACCAAACACAUUCAAGCAAAGCAGCAACUCAGUAUGUUACACUCCACAAUGUCAUUGUGAGCAUUUGGAUAUGGUAAUACAACAAAACUGUUAAUUGUACUUGGUUUGUGGUGGACAAAAAUGCUUUAUAAUAGAUACAGACAGAACACAGUCUCAUUUUGACCUCAAGAGCUGAUUCUCCAUUAUAUCUGCCUAGAUCUUUGAGACCUUUUUCAUUUCCUUAUAACACUGAUAAACAUACUGAAUCCUCUAUGUUUAUAUUUUAAGUGACUCACUUUCUACAAAAAAUUUAAGGUGAAAUAGUUCAAGAUUUGGAUCUACAGGGUUAAGGAGAUUCAAAAGUUUCAGAGCUGAUGGUCCCUGGCCUCCUCCGAUUGUACGAAACAGUCUGAACUUCUGUAGUUGCACAGUGGCCACACUCCCCCAUCCCCAGAACUUUGUGUAUGAGGUUUAACAGGUGUAAUCCUGCUCCUGAACUCUGGAGCUGAUACACACCAGUGUGAAAUGAACACCCCCUCUCACACACCUACUGCAGGUCUGCUCACUUUGUCCAGUCCAGGGCUGAGCGGGUUUUAAUGACAGACAGUAAUGGAAUCCUCUAAUGCAAUUACACAAGGGGCCACCUCAACGUGAGGCUGAGCAGCUCAGUGUUUCUCCACUCUUCACUUUCCUAUAGCUACAUAGAGCGAACCUUUCCUUUGCCAUAUUGUGCUGUCUAUUAUUUAACUGUAAUAUUCAGUACUUGUCGAGUAGUUUCAAUAUUAAUUUUUAUUUGGUAUAAAACUGGUUGUCAUGUGCUCUGUGUAGAGGAGCAGGAUUAUAUAAGAAUGUCUGAUGAACACUAGAAUGGGAUGAUUCCAGAUGGAGGGCAGGGGCUUGUGUGGGAGAUCCACUGAAAUCCCCAAACUUCUAAUCCACAAAUGUUGAACCUUAUAUGAAAUGCUUUUCAUCCAUUUUCACUCUUGAAUAAACUUCACUGAUCCACAGGAAAAUGUCUUGGACAGUGGAGGUUUUUGUGGUGCAUUCUGUUUUUUUUUCUGCCAAGACCCACUUCCAGCCA